GUGUCAUUAUUAAGUCACGAUUUUUAUGUUUCAAAAGAUGUGAAAAUGGUUGUAAUUAAAAGAGUAUUCAAGACUUGUUUGAACAGAGCCCCUUUUGGUUGUUUGUGUAUAGAUGGAUAGACAUAUAAUCUUUAGUACUUGGUGCAAAUUGGACAUCAUUAAGAUGGGAGAUCAUGGGUAUGAAUAUACGUUGGAUGAAGCACUUGCGACAAUCGGGUUUGGGAAGUUGCAAGUUAUUGUGCUUGCAUAUUCUGGACUAGGUUGGGUAGCGGAAGCAAUGGAGAUGAUGCUCCUGUCGUUUGUAGGACCAGCUAUCCGGCCUGAGUGGGGGUUGACUUCGAAUCAAGAGAGUUAUAUAUCAACUGUCGCGUUUUUUGGGAUGUUGGUUGGAGCAUACCUUUGGGGUGUCGUGUCAGAUACAUAUGGAAGAAAGAAAGGAUUUCUUGGUUCAACUAUACUUACAAGCAUUGCUGGGCUAUUGGGCGCUUUUGCACCAAAUUAUAUAACAUUGUUGAUUCUUCGUUGCUUUGUUGGUAUUGGUCUAGGGUGUGGCCAUGUGUUUACAUCCUGGUUUCUAGAGUUUCUUCCGACUACAAAUAGAGGGGCUUGGAUGGUGGUUUUUUCAACUUUUUGGACAGUUGGAACUAUCAUGGAAGCUUCACUAGCUUGGUGGAUCAUGCCUACUUAUGGUUGGAGGUGGCUACUUGGAUUAUCUAUAUUUCCAUCUCUUGUGGCACUACUGUUUUAUAAUUUUGUGCCAGAGUCUCCAAGAUAUCUUUGUACACAAGGUAGAUUGAUGGAGGCACACCGUAUUCUGGAAUAUGGAGCUGCACUAAACAAUACAUCUCUCCCGGUAGGUCUGCUUGUUUGUGAUCAAACAAAUGAUAUGCUCAACGAGGGCGAGUCAUCAGAAAGUACUGCGUUACUUUCCUCCAUCACAAAUAAGACCAACGAUACUCAAAGAAGCUCCUCUUCUAUACUUAUGCUUUUUUCACCCAAGUUGGCUAGAACGACGCUUCUCUUAUGGUUUUUGUACUUUGGCAACACGUUUGCAUAUUAUGCCAUUAUAUUGUUGACUUCACAACUAAGCCUAGGCCAAAGCGAAUGUUAUUUAACCACUUUGCUAUCAGAAUCAGAAAAUAUCAAGGAUCCUAGCCUCUACACAAAUGUAUUCAUUACAAGCUUGGCAGAGCUUCCUGGGCUUGGAUUAGCAGCUUUGAUAUUGGACAGAGUCGGUCGUAAGAUUUCUAUGGAAAUCAUGAUCGUUUCAGGAUUCGUUUUAUUAUUUCCACUAGUUGUCCAUCAGAAUGCAAUAAUGACCACAUUCUUUCUAUUUGGAGCUCGUAUGUUCAUUUCAGCAAGUUUCAUUAUUGUGUGCAUCUAUACGCCAGAGGUGUAUCCAACAAACUUAAGAACAACUGGAGUUGGAAUAGCAACAGGUAUAGGCAGAAUCGGCGGGAUGGUAUGCCCUUUGAUAGCAGUUGGGAUGGGUAGUGGCUGCCACCAAACACUUCCCGUAAUUCUGUUUGAGGUUGUGAUACUUCUAUCAGGCGUGGCUGUCAUAUUGCUUCCAUUUGAGACAAAAGGAAGAGAAUUAGCAGACAGUGUAGAUGUACCUGUCCAACAUGUUUUAGUAGUGUGAAUCUUUUACAUAUACGAAUGCUGGUAAUGAAAACCAAGGUUUGAACCAUGAGCAUUACAUUGGAAAAGUUUAUUUACCCUGUUCAGCAUGUUCUAGCCCCCGGUUAAUAGUCAUGUAAUCCAAGAUUUGUACCAGGCGUGCAAUAGAAGCAGUUAUUUAUGCGAGCACAAGCGAAUGAUAUUUACAUUAAAAAAGCAUCUGUCAUAAUUCAGUUGGUUCUUGUGAAGUAGUAAAAAACAUGGAUUUAUUUA
Messenger RNA from Erigeron canadensis, 1893 nucleotides. RefSeq names its product organic cation/carnitine transporter 7-like. Lineage: Eukaryota; Viridiplantae; Streptophyta; Magnoliopsida; Asterales; Asteraceae. Bases 113 to 1642 code for a protein of 509 amino acids. The transcript is spliced from 6 exons. The record is from RefSeq and is a predicted model, not a curated record. Gene Ontology annotation, biological process: transmembrane transport. Gene Ontology annotation, molecular function: transmembrane transporter activity. Gene Ontology annotation, cellular component: membrane.